Molecule: messenger RNA, 645 nt
Organism: Paracoccidioides lutzii Pb01
Exons: 3
Coding region: 1-645 (214 amino acids)
Source: RefSeq, a predicted model, not a curated record
AUGGGCCGGUUGUCGUCGAAAAGCUACAUCAAGCUGCAUGCUCUCUUCCAGUUUGCCCUGGCUGUUUACCUCACCAACUGCCAGGAAAUUAUCGCAGACUGGGACCUGGAAUACAACGUCAACAAUGUUAUCCGGAUCGAUGCGACACCGACAUUCACACGCCCGCACUCUCCGCUCGCCUACUGUGGUGUCAUCCUAUUAACAUUCGCCCUCUUCGACCUAAUCCUAGCCAUCAAACUCCCCUUAAUAAAUCAAAUGAUUUCGAUAAUAAGCCGUCUCUUCGAUUCCAAUGGAAAUUCCCCCACCAUGUCCGCAGCGGCUAACAAGAUGAUCCGGGUCUUCACCUCCCUCUUUACGCACAUAUGCAUCCUCCUCGCCAUAACCAGAUGCCUUGUCUUUUCUAUCAUAUCAAUACGAAUCUACGCUUCUGCCCCUGAGGUCUGGAUGCCGGCUACCGCUGCAGGAAUGCAAGAUGCUGCGGCGUUGGAUGCAAAAGUCAACCAUCUGAAAAAUAAAGUGGUGCUGGGAUAUGCAAUGACGGAAAUGAUGUUCUCCGCUUCGACACUUCUCUCACUCAAAGACGAACGUCGACGGACAGACUCUUCACUAUUUGCUCCACCCCUACUAUCGAGGGCUUCACGAUAA